Molecule: messenger RNA, 2058 nt
Organism: Ilyonectria robusta
Lineage: Eukaryota; Fungi; Ascomycota; Sordariomycetes; Hypocreales; Nectriaceae
Exons: 5
Coding region: 1-2058 (685 amino acids)
Biological process (GO): regulation of DNA-templated transcription
Cellular component (GO): nucleus
Molecular function (GO): DNA-binding transcription factor activity, RNA polymerase II-specific; zinc ion binding
Source: RefSeq, a predicted model, not a curated record
AUGCCGAAGGUACCCAAGUUACCGGCAUGCGAUCCUUGUAGAUCGUCUAAACUGGCUUGCGAUCACGCACGGCCGGUGUGUUCUCGGUGUCGUGGCAGAAACCAAGCAGCCGGUUGUACCUAUCGAUUGAGGCCGUUCAAGAAGGACAAGAGGAAGUCGGCUGUAAUCACUCCACCGCGAGAGUCAAGCCAGCAGCGUACUCUCGUUGGUGGUCCCUCGAGUGGCCCGUCCCGGGCAGAGACACCAGUCACACCAGUCACCGGGUUCCUGACCAAGCCACACAACUACCCUAAUCCAGGGUACUUGGGUUCUUUCAGCCAUACUACCCUUUUCAAUCAUCUCCCAGUUGGAGAUGAGGGCAUCAACGAGACUACUCCCGACGUCGGACAAGCUUGGGGUUCUCUGUCGGAGAAAAUUGUAAACGAGGCGCACGUGUCUCAGGGCGUCGAGCUAAUCGAGCAACUCCAUCGGUUUGUUCAGAUCCCAGCCUGUGUCAGACUAGUCAGGGGGUGGCUUGCUACCGGAGCGAAUCUUCCCAUAUCGGGAUUGUUCACAGAGAACUGCAUCAUCACGGCAGAGUACAUUCUCGAAGGCCUCUGCGGAAGCUCAAUAAAUGCCAUGGAAAUCGCAAGAAACCUCUUCAUACAGUCAUGCCGUCCACUCGCAAUGGAUGCCACUACUUCCUUCGACGAUUUCUGCGCGCAGUUUUGUCAGCAGAAUGCAAGAUGGGAAACCCUCGGGCUCUUUUUCACCACUGUUUCCCGAGCCACUUUCAGGUUCAGUAGCCCCGAGACCCCUUACAACUCUGAACAGCAGCGACGGAACCUGCGAAAGCUUGCCAUGCAUUAUUCAGAUCGUUGUCUGGAAUUCUCUCUCUCGCUUGACUGCCUGAACGACUUGCAGCUCAUUCUACAAUACGAAAAUUUUAUUCUCCAUUCGCUUGUUGAUGGCGAUCAGAGCUAUCAAUCAUGGAGAAAGCUCGGCGACGUCGCCAGCUCCUUGUUCGCUCUUGGAUAUCACCAAGAUACCAGAAGCAGUGCUCCAGCCCCCGCUUUCCUCAAAGACCUCAGGCAAGCUAUAUUUGCCCGGGCCUAUUCCGCAGACAAGAAUAUCUCCAUCUUUCUCGGUCGCCCAUCGCGAAUCCACCGACAACACUGUCUUUUUCGUCUGCCGGGGCAGGAUUCGGAAACCUCAAUAAGUAGUCCAUACUUCUCGCCAGAAUGGCCCGAAUGGGGACAACAAGAGCACUUUGAUUACAAGGCCGAUACACGCUGGUAUGCCUUGUGUGCGGCCCUCAAAGAGGACGUACUGCAGCUCUUCGGAGAAGAAUGCUACGAAGAGAGAAUGAGAAGAGCAAGCGUAAUUCAAGCCAAGGCUGAAUCACGAUGGUUAGCCUUCCCUCAGCGCUUCCGCCUCGAAGGCACGAUACGGAACUACGAUAGACAGCCCAUAGAGCUAGACCUGAUGGUUAGCGCCCGUCUUAAUCACCUCCAUGUGUUGUUUAUGCUUCGUAUGGCACUCGUGCGUCGCAUUUCAGAACCCGACGCGCAGCUAGUGGGUAUCUCGGCAGAUAUGCUAGGGGUAGUAGUUGAGGCGAUGAUGAUAAAAGACCGUCUGAUAGAUUCCGGCACAUCCCUCAUCUGGAAGGAAACUUCUGGUGUCAUAUGCCUUUCAUUACUAUAUGGCCCACAGGCAAUCUUAAGUCAGGGAAUAGCUUUGUCCAGUGUGUUCCAAAACCUAAGCGUUCUGGUUACUGAGGUUGAAGUCGGAACACUGGUCUGCAAGGAGGAUGCCAAUUAUGCACUCCUCGCAGGCGCAACACGAACCAUAAAAAGCCUCCUCGACCGGUUUUUGUGUGGCAGAAUGGGGGCACAACUAUUGAGCCAGCCGUCUGGGAAUUCCCUUCCAUGCCUUCCGACUCUUCCCAACGACGGAAACUGGAACCCCUGGGAUAACAGCAACGUUCAAGACUUUGAAGUGGAUUUCUGGCUCACCCUCGCCGAGCACCCUUUCCUAGUCGGAGAUGAGGUAGCAGCGCAAGGCUUCUCAGGCCAAUGA